GGACGUAAGUGGUUGUGGGUUGUCAUUGCAAUCCCUACUGCACUACUAUUAACGAUGUUUUGCAUAUUCGGUUAUCUACUAAGAAGACGAAUGCUUUCAGGUGGGGACAGAGCACGGAAACAGAACACAUGGCUUUGCUUCUUGAAAUUUGAUAAACUUACCGAUGAACCUGAUCAAGAAAACAUGGGAAAACAUGAUUUAAGCGUGUUUACGUAUGAAUCUGUUCUGGCUGCCACUUCCAACUUCUCGGAGGAAAACAAGCUCGGAGAAGGGGGAUUUGGACCUGUUUAUAAGGGAAAACUGGUGACGGGACGAGAAAUAGCUGUGAAGAGGCUUUCAAAAAGUUCUGGACAAGGAAAUUCGGAGUUUAAGAAUGAAUUGAUACUCAUACAUGAACUCCAACACACAAACCUUGUUCAGCUCUUUGGAUUUUGCAUUCAUGAAGACGAAAGGAUGUUGAUAUACGAAUACAUGCCAAACAAAAGCUUAGACUACUUUAUUUUUGAUUCAAUCAGAGGUAUGCUACUUGAUUGGAAGAAGCGUUUCGGUAUAAUAGAAGGAAUCACUCAAGGAUUGCUUUACUUGCACAGAUACUCGAGAACGAGAGUAAUUCAUAGAGAUUUGAAAGCUAGUAAUAUACUACUCGACGAAAACAUGAACCCUAAAAUUGCAGAUUUUGGCUUGGCAAGGAUAUUUAUCCACACUGAAUUGGAAGCAAAUACUAGUAGGAUUGUCGGGACACUUGGUUAUAUGCCUCCUGAGACCAUUGAAGGAAUAGUUUCUGUAAAAACCGAUGUCUACAGUUUCGGGGUGUUAAUACUGGAAAUCAUAAGCGGCAGGAAAAACAACCGCUUCUGCAAUGAUGAUGGCUUACUCAAUUUAGUAGGAUAUGCCUGGGAGUUAUGGAAAGAAAAUAAAGAGCUAGAACUAAUGGAUCCAACUCUAGGCGACUCCUGUAACGGGAAUCAACUGUUAAGAUGCAUCCAUGUCGGUCUACUGUGCGUGGAUGAAAACGCAGCCGAUCGACCCACCAUGUCGGAUGUGAUAUCGAUGUUGACAAACGAAAGCAUGGAGUUGCCUAAACCAAAAAAGCCGGCAUAUUACGCACAAGGAAAUGUGGACUUCACUGGUAUACGUGAAACGGGAGAGCAAACUGGAUCGAUAAAUGUUUUAUCUAAUUCCGACAUUGUGUCUGCGUCCGGGAAGUUUAAUUUGAGCUUCGUUGUACAAACCAUGGAUUCGAACACCAGCUAUAUAGCGAUCCUACGCAACAACCAACUCCCAAACAAAGCAUGGAUUGGGAACAGAAACUCUCCUAUUCCGUACCCUUCUUCUCCACUUCUCACCUUUGACUUGAGCAACACUUUGAGAAUUACAUACCAAGGUGGAAACCCUAUUGUGAUUUACUCUCCUCCGAAAAAUAUUAGUAGUACUAAUGCUUUUGAGGCUAUCCUUUUGGAUUCUGGCAAUUUUGUGAUACGGGAAGCGAGCUCAGUCAACGGAUCAACCAACGGAGUUUUGUGGCAGAGUUUUGAUUAUCCCACAGACACAUUUUUACCAGGCAUGAAAUUGGGGGUUGACCGCAGAAGUGGCAAGAAUUGGUCACUUUUAUCUUGGGCAACAAGCUUCAACCCUGCACCAGGGCCUUUGACCCUCGAUUGGGACCCAAAUGGGAAACAAUUGAGAAUCAAGCAGGGUGGGGUGGUUUAUUGGACUAGCGGGGUCUUUGAUGGUGGAAAAUUUCCAUUUAUUUUUCCUGAAGUGUCCGAGCAGAGGUACAAUUUUAGCAUCAUUUCGAACGAAUAUGAAGACUACCUCACUUACAGUUCUGUAGGUGACCCAAGUGAUCCAGAGCCGGAAUGGGUGCUAUAUAGCAGGGGGACACUUUUUGAAUAUGGAGCACAAGUUGCGAUCACAAAUGCACAGUACUGUGACGGAUAUAAUGCAGUUGGAGGGUGCGUGAGAAGGGACCGGCCAAGCAAUUGUACGGGAAAAUUUGGUGAUGAAUUUGUGCAAAAGAAUGGAUACUUGAAGAUCAAAGACUCUAGUAAUACUUCAAGAGCCACCAGCUGGCACGUUGUGAGUAGUGUUGAUUGUAAAGUUCUUUGCUGGCAAAAUUGCAGCUGCCUUGGUUUCGACACUCCAGCAGAUAAUCAGUCUAGUGGUCCUGGAUGCCGAUUUUGGAGUGUAGAUUGUGAGUUCGUUGAAAAUCGUACUGGAUCAGGUAAUACAAGUAGUGUUUUUGUUUUGUCAAGCCUAACAACGCUUGCAAAUUCACCACCUGCUAAGAAAAAUGUUAAUUCAGGACGUAAGUGGUUAUGGGUUGUCAUUGCAAUCCCUACUGCACUACUAUUGACGAUGUUUUGCAUAUUCGGUUAUCUACUAAGAAGACGAAUGCUUUCAGGUGGGGACAGAGCAGGGAAGCAGAACACAUGGCUUUUCUUUGAUGAACCUCAUCAAGAAAACAUGGGAAAACAUGAUUUAAGCAUAUUUACGUAUGAAUCUAUUCUGACUGCCACUUCCAACUUCUCGGAGGAAAACAAGCUCGGAGAAGGGGGAUUUGGACCUGUUUAUAAGGGAAAAUUGGAGACGGGACGAGAAAUAGCUGUGAAGAGGCUUUCAAAAAGUUCGGGACAAGGAAAUAUGGGGUUUAAGAAUGAAUUGAUACUCAUACAUGAACUCCAACACACAAACCUUGUUCAGCUCUUUGGAUUUUGCAGUCAUGAAGACGAGAGGAUGUUGAUAUACGAAUACAUGCCAAACAAAAGCUUAGACUACUUUAUUUUUGAUUCAAUCAGAGGUAGGCUACUCGAUUGGAAGAAGCGUUUCGGUAUAAUAGAAGGAAUCACUCAAGGAUUGCUUUACUUGCACAGAUACUCGAGAACGAGAGUAAUUCAUAGAGAUUUGAAAGCUAGUAAUAUACUACUCGACGAAAACAUGAACCCUAAAAUUGCAGAUUUUGGCUUGGCAAGUAUAUUUACCCACACUGAAUUGGAAGCAAAUACUAGUAGGAUUGUCGGGACACUUGGUUAUAUGCCUCCUGAGACCAUUGAAGGAAUAGUUUCUGUAAAAACCGAUGUCUACAGUUUCGGGGUGUUAAUACUGGAAAUCAUAAGCGGCAGGAAAAACAACCGCUUCUGCAAUGAUGAUGGCUUACUCAAUUUAGUAGGAUAUGCCUGGGAGUUAUGGAAAGAAAAUAAAGAGCUAGAACUAAUGGAUCCAACUCUAGGCGACUCCUAUAACGGGAAUCAACUGUUAAGAUGCAUCCAUGUCGGUCUACUGUGCGUGGAUGAAAACGCAGCCGAUCGACCCACCAUGUCGGAUGUGAUAUCGAUGUUGACAAACGAAAGCAUGGAGUUGCCGAAACCAAAAAAGCCGGCAUAUUACGCACAAGGAAAUGUGGACUUUACUGGUAUACGUGAAACGGGAGAGCAAACUGGAUCGAUAAAUGUUUUGUCUCAUUCCGACAUUGGUGGGCGUUGAGAAAUCAAUCAACAAUCCUGUAAUAAAACAUUGUUCCCAUUGAUAAAGUAGAUAUGGUAACGAAAACAAAAAUCAUCGAUUAAGUGGAAUAUUGUAUAAUAUAUUUUGCUGAUUUCUAGUUGAAAUGUUAUGCCCAUAAAUUUGGCUGAUUUUUUU
Malus domestica (apple) is the source of this 3639-nucleotide messenger RNA. Its product is annotated as G-type lectin S-receptor-like serine/threonine-protein kinase At1g67520. Gene Ontology annotation, cellular component: plasma membrane. Gene Ontology annotation, molecular function: ATP binding; protein serine/threonine kinase activity. NCBI's taxonomy places the organism in Eukaryota, Viridiplantae, Streptophyta, Magnoliopsida, Rosales, Rosaceae. The record is from RefSeq and is a predicted model, not a curated record. Gene Ontology annotation, biological process: protein phosphorylation.